UUUUAGUUUUGUUCAUUGCGGGACAGUAAAUUCUGUUUGCUCUAGAUUCAACGCGAUGAUGGGGAAAUUUUUAGUAAAUAAAUUAGUAAAUAAAAAAAAUGCCAUGAUUAUAACGAUGCAGAAGGAGAAAAACUGCAAGCAUUGUGCGCUCCUGAGUUUCUUUCAAUCGUAAGGCUCUUAAGUGGGCUUCUGCAAAAAAAAAUGGACCAGCCAUAGCUCUCAUUUAAUGCUCUAUACCUUAGCCAGAAAGCGGUGGCUGUUUGAGCAGAAACUGAGGCGCCACCUUCAGUAAGGAUAGACUACAAUUUCUAAGGAGAAAUUGUAAUCUAUCGGCGUGACCGCUCCCCAUGCUGUCGCCCCUCACUCCGAAAUGAGACAGGUAAACUGAAGUUGUACUGUGUAUUUGAGUGUAUGUAUGUAUGUGUGCUUGUGCGUGCGAGUAGUACUGUUUGAACGCGCGGUAGUGCGACUUUCCUCCGUUAGAGAAGUUUCCGUCAGCAUUGCCAUUACAGCCGCGUACCACAACGGCCACCUGUUGCAGCCCUGACAAGAAGCUAACACAGCUGUUGGCUGCUUUUGCCAGAAGCUUAGUUUUCGCAGAAAAUUCCUGGUGACAAAAAGAGAAGGCGGACCUUGUUGCCCAACUAGCAUUUCUAGCGAUUCUUCUUUAGCUAGAAAUAAUCUUAGAACGCUAGCGGAAAAUUGCAAGACAUCUGGAAAAUUAGCGGUGCAUUGGCAGCGAUGCCUACAAGAGGGUUAUAACAAAUGAAGGGUACAUUGAUAAAGAUGAGUACGGUUUGUCGAUAAGAAUCUCCGUAGAUAUCUGUUCGGGCUAAAAACGAAAGCUGUACUUGCGCGUAAGUUAAUAGACACUGGAACUAGUGGAUAGCUAAAAUCCUGUUGCAAAUCUGCCGGGACUACUUGUUGGUUUAGAAAAAAUACUUUCGACUCUGAUAUUUGGAAUUAAUUCACAUGGUGUUUGGAAGUAAACGAGACGAUAGUGGUGGUGCUGGAACUCUAGUAAUUCUGGAUGACGGUGGUUUGGUUGAGUAUACCGAGAAGGCGGAAGAGGUCGAAGCGUACUUCGAAAAGCCGAGCGAUGCCACAGUCCCGAUUGGUGAAGCCGUCCAGGAGGCGCUCAAAUAUAUCGAGAAAAUUAUUUGUAACGACAUCACUCAAGUGCUUGACGACUUAUACAAAAGACGUACUAGGAGCGUGUACCAUGCUAUGGCAUAUGCGCACGUGAUGUUUUUGCGAGCUGGCCUAACCCUACAUAAGGAGGAUAUAGAGAAGGCGGUAGCAGCGUUGAUUGAGACAUCCACUUUUUGUCAUGGCCGUCGUAAACAGUCGUCAAUGGUGUACCGGAUCAUACUCCGAGAAAAUUAUAACUCUUACACAACUGAGCAAGUACAUGCCGAAUUGUGUUACGGUACCACCCUUCUCGCUGAGUCGAUCUUAACGAUGCUGCAAGACCCUUCAUUUCUAUCGGUUGUUCAUGGCGCUUUUAAAUUUCGUUCCUGCUAUCGUGCGUUCAAGGAAUGCAUAGCUAUUCUGAAAGAACGCAGCUGGGGCGAGAAUGAACAAAAGAUUCACUUUGAAAGCGGCGUUAUGCUUGGUGUUGGAGUUUACAAUCUCAUCAUAGCUUCGCUGCCCCAAAAGGUACUUAACUUACUUGAGUUCAUAGGUUUUCAUGGGGAUGAAGCUACUGGCGAACGAUUGUUAAUGGAACAGGUAGAAUCAUUUGAAGGCUUCAUGGCUGUGCUGAGCUGUUGCGCGCUCCUCAUUUACCAGACUUAUCUCUACUACAUUUUCGGAAAUGGAGACGCGGAUUUUGAGCUUAUCCAUAAAACUGUCGAAAAACUAACGACUAGGUUUCCUCAGGCCGCGCUAGGCUUAUACUUUGAGGGCCGCCUGCACCAGAUCAAUGGCCGAAUAGAAAGUGCUAUAGAAAAGUUCGAGCUUGCCAAUAAGGUCAUGGAUGAUUACAUUCCGUUUGAUGCUUUCUUCAACUGGGACCAUACCUACCUAUACGCAUUCGCUGGUCGGUGGAAUGAGGCCGAUGCCACCGUAGCGGCCUUACAAGAAAAAUGCAGCUGGUCAAAUGCAACUGCCAUAUAUGUUCGCGCAGCAUGCACCUAUAUGAGGGGCCUAAGUGAGAGUAACAAUCACGUCGUACCAGAGGAAAUUUUGGCGACGGUAACGUCGGCCAUGUCGGAAGUCCCGUCAAAGUGUAGGAUGGUUGCUGGCCGAACUGUUCCUAUCGAGGUGUUCUGUUCGAUGAGAUCACGGACCUUCCUUGAAAGGAAUCGUCUCAUUUUGCCUCUUUAUGAGCUCAUGUACCUUUGGGGCCACUUCAACAUGUUCUCCAAAAACAACGAUACCCUUAUGAAGGCAUACCGUGUGGUUUUGGAUGAGGUCACGCGUCUCAAACCGGUUUAUGAUCACGACGCGACAUAUCUACCGGACUGGUGUCUAGCCAGGUUCAUGCAGGGCGUUCUGCUUCGUUACCUUAAAGAACUAGACAAGGCCGAGGAAAUUUUCAAGGAAGUUAUUGAACAGGGACCGGUUUUGAAAGAAGAAAUCCAUUCAGCAGCGUUCUCAUCGCUCGAACUUGGCCUACUACUUAUUGAUCGUGGUCUUCUUGAAGAAGCUAAGGAAAGGAUCAAACUUACCAGGGCAUACCGUAGUUUCCCGCUAAGCAUUCCAGUAUCAUUCAAGGUUCAUUCAGCGUACAAACAGGUCAAAAAGUUGCUCCAAGAACAUCCAUGGGAUCAGAAGGGAUCGCUGUAAGAUUAUUCCUUUCAAAUACUAGACGAAUGAAUAACGUUGAACCAAGACAAACAAAAUUUACGAGCCUCCAGAUGAAUGUGAUCUAAACAGGUUCUUUUCUUAGAGAAAAGUGCAAAUAUUUACAAAUAACUCUGCCGAACAAUAGAACGGGCGGUCUCUAGUAUUCCGCAUGUUUACCAACAGAUAAUGAAAGUAAAGGACAAAAGUUAAAGCACGUUAAAAGUUCCCGAUAUCGUACUCGUAUUACACACAAAUAAACAAAGGAUAAAAACGCGUAUAUUUUUACACAACUCGUUGCUUUCAUUAGAUGUGACAUGAAUCCGGAAGCUCCGAGCGAAUCCAACGUCAGAGGCAAAUGCCUAGGACGCUAACCAAGUGACCGCUUUAUUUUCGAUGACGAUUUAGGUAGGCGUGAAUUGAAACUUGUGUCAGUUCGGUCAACUUCCGUUUGCGCUAAUACGUAUUAUGUGCUUUCUUCCCUAUGCAAAUGACCUGAUAUUCUAUAGCUAAGUGAGAAAUAUGCCGUUAUUUUUUUCAGUACUGAUGCUAUUUGAUAGAAGUGUUUUAACAGAAGAAUGAAUAAAUAAAUAAAUAUGGUUUA
This is a messenger RNA of Varroa destructor (honeybee mite), 3391 nucleotides long. Its product is annotated as tetratricopeptide repeat protein 39A-like. Gene Ontology annotation, molecular function: protein binding. NCBI's taxonomy places the organism in Eukaryota, Metazoa, Arthropoda, Arachnida, Mesostigmata, Varroidae. The record is from RefSeq and is a predicted model, not a curated record.